This is a messenger RNA of Fraxinus pennsylvanica, 639 nucleotides long. The record is from the annotation of a GenBank genome assembly. Lineage: Eukaryota; Viridiplantae; Streptophyta; Magnoliopsida; Lamiales; Oleaceae.
AUGAAUUCUCUCGCUCCUAAAUUCCUCAACCUCCUCAGAAUCUCUCCAUCAAUCAGACCUUCUUCACUAGUGAUGGGUGUGGAAGUGAACUCAAAGUUGCUUUUCUCAACCGAGAUUGACAAUGACAGAGACAAGGAUGUGAGCCCUAAUGGUGAGGUGGAGGUCGAUGAUGAUUUUCCUCCUGAGAAGCCGGAGUUGCAGCUGCAGAGUGUUGAUCCCAGAAAAGGCUGGAAUUUUCGCGGUGUCCACAGGGCUAUUAUAUGUGGAAAAGUAGGUCAAGCUCCUGUCCAGAAGAUCUUGAGAAAUGGCCGAACUGUAACCAUAUUCACAGUGGGAACUGGUGGAAUGUUUGAUCAGAGGCUUGUGGGAGAGAAAGACUUGCCAAGACCAGCUCAAUGGCAUCGUGUUGCAGUGCAUAAUGAAAUGCUUGGGGCUUAUGCUGUACAGCAACUUAUGAAAAACUCUUCGGUUUAUGUUGAAGGUGAUAUUGAAACUAGAGUCUACAAUGACAGUAUCAAUGGUGAAAUAAAAAGCAUACCAGAAAUCUGUGUGCGUCGUGAUGGAAGAGUUAGACUUAUGAAGGCAGGAGAAAAUAUGAGUAAUAUUUCCAUUGAUGAGCUUAGGGAGGGAUUACUGUAA